UGCAACUAUGUUAUUCCUUCACGUGUAGCGUAGUUUUUGCCAACCAAACACAUGUUGUUUGUUUUGAUUUUAGCGCGUAAUGUUUGCUUUUUGAAUAAUUAUAGAAUUGUGUGUUAAAAGUUAAAAUAUAAUGGCUUCCAACAAGCUGGAAUACGAUUCUAAACUGGGUGGUUCAGUGAGUUUGCCCACGCAUGUACAAACAUUUCGCUAUGCCGCCAAUGUUGUGCAGGAAAUGCGUCAACUUAUUGAUGAAGUGCGCAAUCCAGUCAGCCGCAAAUUGGUCUUCCAAACUUUGCCCAAACACAUGCGUCGACGCGCCAUGUCGCACCACCCUAAGCGUUUGCCACGCAAAUAUCGCGCCGCACAUCGUUCGCAAAUGGCCAAAGCGGGUAAACCGCAGCAAACAAAGCGUCCUUCGCGUAAAUUUCGACGCCGGCCAGGUAAUCUAUUACGCGAUUACUUGAGACGUCAGCGCAAGAAUAUUUGGCUAGAAACACAUAUAUGGCAUGCGAAACGCUUUCACAUGGUCGAACGUUGGGGCUACAAGUUACCGCAGUCGAGCUGUGAUAAAACAUACAGGUCAUGUUACCGCGCCUCAGCGGAACAUUGUUUAUUGCAGGAUAUGUCGUUUUAUGCUUGCAUAGAAGUGAAGGGAAAAUUGGCAGAUUUGCGUGUAGGUUUUGCCAGAUUAAGCAGCACGCGUUGUGGUUUUAGUAUUGCUGCCAAAACAUAUCUCACUGGACGUAGAGAAGGCAGCAUCGACUUAUUUAGAGAUGGCAAAUAUCCGGAAAAUGCGCUGGGACGCUUUUCAUUCAUGUGGCAACCAGUAAAUUGUGAUGAGACUACAGAUGAGGAGCAAAUUCUACGUACCUUAUGGCUUUGGGUACAUCCAAGCGCAUAUCUAGCGGUAUUGGAGGAACUAAUCAAAGUAUUCGAAGUAAGCGCUUUAAAUAGCAUUAAAGUGCCUAUAGAAACGGAUGAAACAACCAGUCAAUGUAGUAGCGAGUUGUCAGCAGAUAAUAAAUCAACCAAAGAAUUAAAACCUAAAGAAUUGCGUCGCUUACAAUUCAUGACGAAAACUUUAGCCUUUGAGCAUAUAAAAAGAUAUGGUAAUUCCAAAACCGGCGUUGAAAUUAACGAAUUGAAGGAUACAAUGAAUCGCUUCCGGCUCACGGGUCAUCUCGCACAAAGUGUGCUGCUACACACAUUCAAGCCGAAACAGUUGAACGAGGACACUCCAACCACCUGGCUACAUACUUUAUUUGCACAAAAUCCAAUUUUUAAAAGCUUCCACGAAAACCAAUUGGAAUUUUGGCAGAACUGUAGUGAUGUGGGUUCACCUGGUGAACUACUCUCCAACAUGAUACUAGCGCUAAACAUUGAAGAUCCACGCUUGAAUCGCCCAAAGAAACGUACGAAAGCACAACCACACGAACCUUUAAGCGCUAGCAACACAGAUUUUCUGCUCAAAAUGCCUGAUAAGUUGGCGCAAAGUGUGCUAUGGAAUACUAAAAUACGCGAUGGCCUGUGUAAAAGCAUGAUAACACCCAGUGAGUAUAGCAAAUUGCGCGCCAAACAUGCUGUAGUGCCAGGUGUGCGCUGUCAAUUCGAAGAGGAGAUGCAAGCAGUGCCUGUCAUACUGAUACAACGCCCCGGUUCACAGCGGCCACAAUAUAAACGUCUGGGUUACGGUUGUGGUUGGGAUGUGAUAGCGCCCGCUGGUUAUGGUAUGCCUAUUUGGUUAUCGCUUAUUAUGUGGGGCGCUAAACCCGGUGGUUUACGUGAAUUCGAAUCAAUAGCACGCGAGCUGGGCACAGAGGAGUACUUGCCCGACACAAUUGCUGGUCGCGUGCUGGCUAAUACACGUCAUCAAGAAUUGCGCGCCAAAUAUUUUCGCAAACCGCCAAAUAGACGUCAAAACUAUCAGAAAUUGGCAAUAGUUAGUCCCUUUCGCGCGCCAUUUGCCGAACUAAUACGUGAUUGGCGCACCAAUGAAGCAGCACAGAGUAGCGCUGUAUCCCACAAUUUUCACAUACUUCGCGAUCGCACGCUGCUACAACAACUACUGCUGCAUAUACAAGGAAAGUGCAAGACAUUUCCCAAUGAAAUGCCCGAUAAUUGCUUAAUACAGUUGCACUUUCGCAUGAAAACGCGUGGCAAUUUAGAAGACUACUCGUUGAUUUGCCUGCCUACACGCGGCGAUUUCAAGCGCAAUCUCAAACAGAUUAAGAAAACAAAUCAUGAACCCAUCUUCACUGAACCGCCGCUGCCGGAUUUGGUCGAACGUGAACGCAAGCAGCUGCGUAAAACGCAUAAGAAGCUAUUGAAACGUUUACGCGCGCGACGUAUGCGUGAAAAGCGUAAACUGCAGGAGACAAGCACUACGCGCGUACACAUCAGACCCGCCAACACAGCCACACUCGUGGCAGCGCAGCUAGAGCGCAUGUGCAAAUUGUGGUUGCCGGAGGAUCUCUCUACACUCUAUACGGUGCGCAAGCAAUGCCAACGUGAAGUUUUCGGCUAUGCCACCACAGCGCAUUUCAGUUAUACCGAGGCUACAGUCUGCGCGGUGGGCUACGUAACGCCGGCCGGUUUGAAACAAUUGCUCACAUUAUGUGCGCAGUGUAAUGUACGCCAACCAAUGUGCCUGAUGCGCAAUCCAAGAAGUCGUCACUACCGUUUCGCUAGCUUUAAGCUCAAUUUGGAUGUUUGAUUGUAUGAAUUGAUAGAUUUUAGUAUGGAUUUGUGGUAUUUAAUAUAUUGCAUUUUUGUAUUUUAUUAA
This is a messenger RNA of Zeugodacus cucurbitae (melon fly), 2782 nucleotides long. It is a transcript of the gene Pop1, whose product is annotated as ribonucleases P/MRP protein subunit POP1. Gene Ontology annotation, cellular component: nucleolar ribonuclease P complex; ribonuclease MRP complex. The coding region runs from base 131 to 2713 and encodes 860 amino acids. Gene Ontology annotation, biological process: tRNA 5'-leader removal. The record is from RefSeq and is a predicted model, not a curated record. Lineage: Eukaryota; Metazoa; Arthropoda; Insecta; Diptera; Tephritidae. The transcript is spliced from 4 exons.